This is a messenger RNA of Plasmodium relictum, 3753 nucleotides long. RefSeq names its product conserved Plasmodium protein, unknown function. Gene Ontology annotation, molecular function: protein binding. Gene Ontology annotation, cellular component: membrane; cytoplasm. The transcript has 3 exons. Gene Ontology annotation, biological process: autophagy; endosomal vesicle fusion; vesicle-mediated transport. Bases 1 to 3753 code for a protein of 1250 amino acids. The record is from RefSeq and is a predicted model, not a curated record. NCBI's taxonomy places the organism in Eukaryota, Apicomplexa, Aconoidasida, Haemosporida, Plasmodiidae.
AUGGAUUUAUUUAAAGUAGAUAGUGCUUAUGUUAAUAUAAAUUAUGAUAUAACUUUUACAUGUUUAUUAAAUGAUGAUUUUUAUAUCUGUUCAAAAGAUGGCCACAUAUAUAAAUAUCAAAUAAGGAGAAAUAAAGAAAAUUCUAAAGUUGAAUUGAAAUAUGAGGAAAAUUAUUUAAUUAAGGGAAAUAAAAUAAUAAAUAAAAUUGUAAUAAAUGAAAAUGAAUCUGCAAUAAUUAUUUUGGUAGAUGAUUUUCUAUAUCUUGUAAAAAAUUUUAAUUUUCAAGUACUAAAUUUAAUUAGUAAGCAUGUUUCCUCGUUUUAUGUUAAUGAAAGUAAUAAAUCAGAGUUAUUAGUAGUUUCUAAAAAAAAGUUAUAUUUUUAUAAAUAUGAAAAUGAAACUUAUAAAGCAUUUAAAGAAAUGUAUUUUUCUGAUAAUAUAUUAUCCAUCUUAUGGGUAAAGCAAUCAUUAUUCUUAACUCUAAAUAAAAAAUAUUAUUUAUUAAAUUUAAAAAAUAAUGAAAAAGUUCUUUUAUAUAGCCAUGAAUAUUCUCAAACUUAUAAAUAUAUAACAUUAAUUAAUAUGAAUGAAAUAUUUAUCGUAUGUGAUUUAAAUAUUGGGGUAUUUUAUGAUAUAAAUACCUCAAUGCCUUCAAAAAAAAAUACAAUAACUUUAUCAGAUAACAUUAAACACAUUGCUGCUUUUCAUUUCUUUUUAUGUUGUUUAAAUUCAAAAGGAAUAAUAAAUUUUUAUAAUAUAAAUAAUCAACAACAUGUGCAAUCUAUCGACUUAAACGACUACUUAGAUAUAGUUAUUAACUAUAGUAACAUGAGUAAUAGCUUAUUUUCCUUAUUCGAAUUUUCUAGCAGUAAGGAAAAAAGUAAUAAUAGUUUUAUUGAAGAAAAUAUAGAAAAAAAGUUCAAAUCAGGAAAAUUAGAUGAUAAGGAUUUUGAAGAAAACAAAUUAGAUGAUUUAAGUAUGUUAUCAAAAACAAAAACUUAUAAUUAUUUACAAAAUAAUAUUUAUUUGAUAAAUAACAAAAGUUUAAAAAUUAUUGGCUGUAUAGAAUUAUAUAAAUAUUUAUAUAUGUGUAUUGAACAAAAACAAAUAGAAAAAGGUUUUUUAUUAAUUGAAAAUUAUAAUUUCGAAAAAGAAUCUGACAGAGUUAAUAUUUUAAGUGAAUAUAAUAAAGCAUGUGCCUAUUAUUAUUUCAAAAAUUUAAAUUUUUCAUUAGCAUUUUUACAUUUUGAAAAAACAGAUAUUAAUAUCUUUUUUUUAUUAUUUUUUUGGGUUAAUGAUUUUUCCAUAGAAUGCAAAAGAAGAAUACAAAAUGAAGAAAAAACCCAAAUAGAAGAAAAUAUAAAUAAACAUUUUAAUUUAUUUUUGCCAUCUUUGUGUACUAUAGAAGAAUUAAUAGAUCAUAAUUAUUCAAGUUACAUUAAUGAAAAAAAUGAUUUAUUUAUUGAAGAAGCAGAAAAAAAUAGUACUUUAUCUAAUGAGAAAGAUGAAAUAAAGAAAAAAAUAUUAUAUACUGCAAAUAAUUGUUUAAUUAAAUAUUUACUAUCUAAAAGAGGUUAUAUAUAUGAAAAUAAAGAAAAUAUAGCAAUAUGCUUGAAUAACUCAAAAAAGCAGAUAGAUACAAGCCAUAAGGAUAAUAAUUAUUAUUUAUACAUUCACGAUUUAAUUGAUAAUAUUUUACUGAAAUUGAUGAUUAAAAACAAUUACAUUAAUUAUUCUAAUUUCAUUAUGAAAACAAAGAAUUUAAAUAUAAAUAUUGAUGAAUGUGUAGAUUUUUUACAAAGUAGAUAUAAAUUUAUUGAAAUUGUUUUGAUAUAUAUAAGAUUUGAAUAUUAUGAAAAGGCUAUUGAAAUGUGUUAUUUUAUACUUCAAUAUUAUAAUAAAAAAAAUGAGAUAAAUGAAGAAAAUUUUAAAAAUGAAACGUCAAAUGAAACAGGAAAUGUAAACGAUUAUGUAAAAAACACAGAACUGGAGAAUGAAAAAAAUGAUAAAUAUUUAUUUUGGAUAAAGUUUUUAGAAAAACAAAAUUUCAAAAGUAAAAUAGAUAAAAAUAAUUCAUUAAAUGCUAUUUUAAAAGAAAUAUAUAAUAUAUUAAUUAUUCUAAAUGAUAAUGUCCAUAUGAUAAAUAUAGGGCAAAGCAAAAUAAAAAAAUUAUUUGAAUGCUCAUUUCCCUUUUUAAUUAAACAUAAUGAAAAUUUAUUUUUUGAUUUUAUAAUAAAUAAAAAUUUUUUAUUACGCCCUGAUGAGAUAUUAAAUAUAUUUAAAAAAUUAGAAAAAAGUAAAAUAUCAAAUAUAAAGAUUAAAUAUUAUAUACAAAAAUAUGUUAUAAGCUAUUUGAAAUAUGAUAAAUACAAUGAAAACAUUAAUACUGCUUUAGCCGAAUCGUAUAUAAAUGAUACGGAAAAGAGUCUAUUUUACAGGAAAAGAAAACUACUUAAGAUUCUCUACUCUAACUAUCCUAUUGAUACAAGUUACCUAAUUCAAAUAAUAAAAGACCCCAAACUUAAUUUAGUUAAGGCUAUAUUAUAUGGAAAAAUACACAGACACUAUGAUAGUCUUGCAAUUUUGUCAGAAGAGAACUUUCUAAUGUGUGAAAAAUAUUGCCAUUAUUAUAAUUUUUUACUAAAAAAAAUUUUUAAAAAAAUUAGUGAGGAAGAUUAUGAGAAAAUUUUUUUUGGAAUAUAUAAUAAUGAUAAAACAGUAUAUUAUGAAUUACUAAAAAAAAACAGAGAAAUAGAACUUGAAUCAUCUACACAUUUUUUUAAAAAAAAAAAUAAAAAAAUAAGUGGAAAUUUUAUUAAGGAUAUAAUUAAGGAAUAUCACAAGUACAGUUACGUUAGUAUGAAUAAAAGUAUCAAGACAAAAAUGAAAAAAAAAAAAAAAGGAAAAAAAAAUAGUGAAAAUGAAGAGGAGAAAGAAGAUGAAAAAGAAAAAAAAAAGAAUGAAUUUGAUUAUAUGUUGCAUCUUAUUAAAGAGCAAGAAAGCAAUUCAAGCGAUGAUAUAACAAAUUUUAAUGAAAAUUAUUUUAUAGAUAAUUAUUCAAAUGAUUCAUUUGAAGAAAUGAAUUCUGAUUUUUCUUGUAAUUCAGUAUCUGAUUUCAGUGAUAAUAGUAAUAUACCAAAUUUUAAUAUCAGUGAGAAUAUAACUAAAAAAAAAAAAGAAAAUGAAAUAAAAAAACAGAAGAAAGAUUCAUAUGAAAAAUUAUUUGGUGAUAAACACAAGAAUAGAGAAAUAGAUUUAUUAAGUUAUUUCAAAGUUUACGAAAAUUCUAAAAAUCGUUCUGCUGGUUUUUUCUUUUUACUUGUUAAAGUUUACAUUGAUAAAUAUAAUGAACCCAAGUUAAGUGAUGAAAAAAAACAACAAUACAAAAAAUAUAUUCUCUAUAUAUUAAAUAAAUACUCUAAUCAUGAUGAUUUUGAUAAUAUAUAUAUAUUUAAAAUAAUUCCAGAAAAAUGGAAAAUUUCAGAAAUAUCAAGUUUUGUAAAUUUUAAUUUGAAAAAAAAAUUAAAUAUAAAUAUGAAUUUACAAGUCUAUCAUAAUUUAAUAAAAAGUCAUUAUUUAAACAUUUCUUACGAUUUAAUAAAAAAAAAGGAAGAAAGAAUUCUAAUCAAUGACAAAAUAAUUUGCAAUGUUUGUAAUACACCUAUAGUUGAGAAAAGCUUUGCUUACUUUUCAGAGAAAUUAAUAAUUCAUAUAUACUGCUUAGAAAAAUAUGAUGAGGAAAAUUACAACUGA